Osmia bicornis bicornis is the source of this 6863-nucleotide messenger RNA. RefSeq names its product ATP-binding cassette sub-family C member Sur (gene Sur). Gene Ontology annotation, molecular function: ABC-type transporter activity; ATP binding; ATP hydrolysis activity. The transcript is spliced from 31 exons. NCBI's taxonomy places the organism in Eukaryota, Metazoa, Arthropoda, Insecta, Hymenoptera, Megachilidae. Gene Ontology annotation, biological process: transmembrane transport. The record is from RefSeq and is a predicted model, not a curated record. Gene Ontology annotation, cellular component: membrane. Bases 1241 to 6553 code for a protein of 1770 amino acids.
GGUACACAUGAAAUUACCAUUCGCUGUCUUCAACGUUCUAUGAUCUGUCAGUAGUCCGCGGACCGUCAAGCGGAAAGGAGGUGUAUUCCUUUCUCUGAUCGAGUCAACGCGCACGUGCGUGAAGCGUCUGUUCAAAAUUCCCGAAAGUGGUUUACAUUCAAAAGAAUCUUAUGCGAUCUUGAUGUAGUAACGAAGUAACUUAUAAUACGUGAUUUUAUUAAUUUUCUUUUUAAAUUAAUUUAGUAUUGUUCUUAAAAAUUAAGUGUCAUUCGUUUUGCCAGGGAAUUUGAGGCUGAAAUUUAGACUUUCAAUAAUUCAUGGUAGUGAAAUGCUAAUUGAUCACUCAGAGUAUUACCUUCAAAAUUCCCAUCGUGAUCAUGGUAGAAGAACAAUAGGAAUGAUUCUUAGGAUGACGUAAAGAUUCGUGCAAUAGAAUAUUGAUUACAUUCACCGAUUACGGUGUCAAAAGAUCGCGAAUUCAUAAUCGGUUUCCUAUCCAGGCUGAAAUUGAUUCAUGGAUGAAAGGUAGUGAUCUAUUUGAAAGAUUUAUAGAUAUUGGAUUUAAAUGAACAUUCACGAAUCGCGAAAGUGAUGUUACAAAAGAAAACCGAACGAUGACAUAACAAAGUUAGCGCAUAAAUUAUGAUAACGAGUAGCGUCGAAGAAUUUCGACAAUGGACACGUAAGUGUUAUUGCAUUGUCUUAGAACUUAGCAUAUCUCUGGCUCGCUUUAACGAAUUUUAGUUCAUUUUUUACCAAUAAUUGCGGCGAUAAUAACGUUUUCAUGUUGACACAAGAUUACUGUCGCUAAGCUGACGCUUCGUUAAAUACAUUGUUUUUCCUUUUUAAAAUAUGUUCACCCACUUUUCAUUGCGUUAAAAUCGCAAGGUUUCUUCUUUUUCUUUCACGAAAGAGGCAUAUUUAUUCAAUGAAAACACGCUCGCAUUUUUAUCAAACGUAUCGGAACUUAUCCAAGCGUAAGAGUAUUUUUAGUGAAUUUGAAACAUGUUGUCGAAAAACGAGACAAGCGUUCUUCGGGAUUUGCCGUACCGUACGUCGAAACCAUUUCCCGUGAAAUAUACCUAUCGUGACGUCAAAUAGGAAAUAGCGAAAACAAACACUCUAUUCCUGGUCUGCAAAACCAAUCUCGCGAAGAUUAAACAAUUUAUACUGCACUUGAUUACCAAAAAGAUGGAGCAAAAAAUUAUUGAAAAUAUUUUGCAAUAAAAUAAACCGUAAAAUGGAGUUGUGCAAGAAUUACAAAUUUCUACACGUACUCCGAAAUUCCGGAAGACGUAUCACUUGGAGCUGGCGAAUGGAAAACGGUACGAUCUUCCGGUUCACUGAGAACGAAUCCAACGAGGAUUGUUUGAUAGAAAUCGUUAACAUUUCUGUUCCUGUGAUCGCUAUCCUUGUUGCUGUGAUCGCAACAUUGAGAUACAAAUGCAGCAAACAGCAAAAAGAUGCCAGAAGAUUUCUUCCAUUUCAUGUAACCAGAACACUCCUAUGUAUGUCUUUGCUCGUGAUGCUUUUCUUCGAAGUCUGCGAGUCAUUUUUAACAUUAAUUUCCUUAUCGUCGAUCCUCACGAUCCUGGCUAUCCUCUCCUGUUGGUUCCUUCAUCGAGCAACCGAAAUUAGAGAUGGUUUUGGAACUGUGUUCACUGCUGCAAUUUUUGCCACCAUCGGUUUAUCAAGAGCAUGGAAAUUUACAUAUUUAUCUAGGUACGGUUUGUCGAUCGAACACGUUCGAUUCACGACAACAGCAAUCACCGCCAUUCUCUGCGGAUCGUUCGCUAUAUUGGAUUCUUACACCCUUUAUCUUACGACGAGGAAGAGGAAGAGGUACUUGAUCGACCGAACGGGCAACAGAAGGAUCGUCUACAAACAUUCCGAAGCACCUUUUCUUGGUAGAAUCACCUUCCACUGGGUGAUCGACCUUUUAUCCAAAGGUUAUAGUAGAUCUUUAGAUGCUCAAGAUCUUGGUCAACUUCCUGAAGAGGAAACAGCUGAGAAACAAUUUGACAAGUUUCGAAAGGUUUACGAAGAGCAAAGGGAAAGAAAAAGGAAACUAUCUCUCUGGCGAUGUUUCUGGAAAAGAAUAUGGUACCCCUUUGCAAUCGGGGGUUUCUUAAAAUUAUUAGGGGACGCUACAACCCUAGUUGCUCCAAUGACAAUUUCCAAAAUUUUGGACUAUGUUUCUAUUUCUCAAAAUGGAACAACAAAUUCUGCACCUGUUAUAUCAAAUAGUGCCAUGACGUUCUCUGAAAUUAUACAAAAUGGUUAUUUCUUGGGCCUGCUGAUUUUCUUCUUUGCCCUGUUACAAAGUACUCUGAGCCAGACAUCCAGUCAUAUCCUCUGCGUGGAAGGGAUCCGCUUGAAGACUGCUCUUCAGGCGUUGCUAUACGAUAAGGCUUUGCGUCUGUGUUCGUGGAGCAUCGACGAAGAGGAAAAUCCAUUAGACAAGGAGAAAGAACAAGACAGGUGUCAGCAGUCUGCUGAUAUCGGGACUCUGACAAAUCUCAUAUCAGAAGAUGUUUAUAACGUGAUGAGCUUUUUUUGGAUCGGUCAUUACGCUUGGGCAAUCCCCUUGAAGAUCACUGCUAUCAUUUUCCUUCUCUACACGAAGUUAGGGAUCAGUGCAAUCAUCGGUGCACUAUGUUGCAUACUCAUUGUAACACCGAUGCAAUUGAUACUUGGCAAGAGAAUGUCGGAAAAUUUCAAAUCAGUCGCUAAAAAGAGCGAUGCCAGGUUACGUUUGAUGAACGAAAUCUUGCAAGGGAUGAAAUUGAUUAAACUCAGAGCCUGGGAGAAGAUUUUUGAAAGAAAAAUAAAAAAAGCAAGGAACGAUGAAUUGAGAAUGUUGGACAAAGAUUCUUUCUAUUGGACUCUCAUUAAUUUUCUUACUCACGCAUCAUCGGUACUCACGACACUCUUCACUUUCGGCAUUUAUUUCUGGAUAGAAGAACGAAGUCUCGAAGCUGGAAAUGUAUUCGCAAGUUUAGCCCUAUUUUCGCAGCUCACUGUACCCCUUCUAAUUUUUCCCGUGAUGAUACCCAUCAUCAUCAAUGCAAUGAUUUCUACCACCAGAAUGGAGGAGUUUCUUCAGCUUCCAGAAAUCGACAACGUUCUACCAGAUACUGUCGAAGAAAAAUUCGAAACUUUGCAUUCUCGUACAAAUUCUAUCGACGACACCACUGUAAGUAUAUUAGAAAAUUUCAAAAAGAAAAUAAGAAAUCUUGUGAAUCUGAAUUUUCUGAAGGUGGAAACAAUGAAGCCUCAUAAUGCUGCAACUUUUGGAUCCUUGGACGAUAUCGAAGAAGACGAAGAAGAUGGAAAUUCCUGUGGUUUAAGAAAAUAUAAAUUAGACAUCGACUCUUCUGCAGAUACGGUGUUUGAGAAGGAUCCUGAAAUUCCGGUGCUUAGGAUGAAAAAUUGCUCGUUUUCUUUGGGCUCGGAAGAGGGUCGGUUGUCGAUAAAUCACCUCAACUUUCCACGAGGUCAAUUGACUGUAAUCGUCGGAAAAACCGGCAGUGGAAAGACAAUAUUGCUUGGAAUGUUGGGAGAAAUUCAGAGAACAACAGGAACGAUCGAGUGGGCCAAGGGCUCUAAGAUCGCUUACGUUGCACAAACACCAUGGCUAUUGAAUGCAACACUGAGAGACAACAUUCUCUUCGGAUCAGCGUAUAAAUCGAGAAGAUAUCGAAGCGUUUUGAAAGCUUGCGCACUGCAGCCGGAUGUAGAUAUACUUCCGGGACACGAUCUGACGAGGAUAGGUGAAAAGGGGAUUAAUUUGAGCGGUGGACAGAAGCAGAGGGUGACUAUAGCCAGGGCAAUUUAUAGCGACGCGAAUGUCAUCGUUAUGGAUGAUCCAUUAUCUGCGUUGGAUCACCAAGUCGGCCAGCAGAUUUUUGAUCAAGGAAUCCGGAAGUUGCUCCUUCGAAGUGGACGUACAGUGAUCAUGGUUACCCAUCGAUUAGAACUAUUAUCGACUACCCAUCAGAUCAUCGUCAUGGAUGGUGGACGAAUUCGAGCAGUAGGGACGAAAUCAUCGAUAGAGGAUUCUGAUCCAGAAUUAGCUAACGAAUGGAGGAACAGCACAACGAGGAAAAAUGAUGGACAUCGUGUUUAUAGAACUGCCAAAGAUAGAUGGUCUCUGAUCAGACUGGUAUCCAGGAUCAGCAUCAACGUGAAGAAUAAGCAGAGAGGGUCUUGGAUUACCGAUCAAGAUGCUCAUGUGGGUCCAUCAGCUUUUGUUCCACUUAGAAUGCGACGAGCAACCCUUUCAGGAUCCAGAUACUUAGCCCACGAUCUCACGGAUCUUCCAUUGCCCAGUGAAGAAUGGAAUACCUCGAAGAAGCGAUUCAAAUCGCAUAGAAACGCUGUUAGAUCCACCAGUCUUCAGCCUCAAAGGCAGCCUCCUCCUGUUCUUCGACAGAGCAGCACCCCGACCAUCCUUGAGGGUGCACACAUAGUUCCCUCCAGGAAAAGAAAUAAUACCUUUGAUAAUGGACAACCUAGCAGUGUCCUGAGACAGAUAUUUUCUGGGAGAAUCGUCAGUCCACAUCCUGAUGAAAUACCUCUAAACAGAGAUAAAAGUGCCCUCCACAGAUUGAUACCACCUAAUUCCAAUAGACAGAUGCAGUACAAUGUCAAAAAAUCGAAUGGAGAUCAAGAGCAUGAUCUACCUGUUAAACGAUUAAUAUCAGUAGAAUCGAAAGGAACCAGUGAAGCCCAGGAAAUUGAAGAAAAAAUUGAUGGUACUGAUGAAGAAGAGGAUAGAAGCGGAGUGGUAACCUGGAUGAUCCUGGUGGAUUAUCUGAAAGCUGGAGGCUGGAUAUCUGGUCUGAUCUACAUAGGUGUAGCAAUUUUCUGUCAGGUUCUUCGCGUUUACACGGAUCUCUGGUUGAGUCGAUGGACAGACCAGGAGAGUGAUAGUUUAUCCGAGAAAAAUCCGGAUGUGACGACAUUAUUCUACUUCAAAGUAUACAUAACUCUCUCGAUAAGCUUCAUAUUCCUAUCUUUCGUGUGCAAUGCAACGGGUCAAUGGACAGGUGCCAGAGCAAGAAGAAAAUUACACGAAGAAGCUGUAUCCAGAUUGCUUAGGGUACCAGUGUCUUUCUUCGACUGCAAUCCUGUUGGUAAAAUUCUCAACAGAUUCAGUGGUGAUACCGGUGUAAUAGACAAGAAAAUCUCCAUGUCUAUCCAAAGACUGACAUUCUUCGUUCUACUUUGUGGAUCAGCGAUUAUAGUGAACGUAGUAGUCUCCCCAUGGUUCUUAAUCGCAGCUGUACCUACUUGCGCUGCUUAUUAUCUUGUUCAAAGAUUUUACAGACGCAGCGCCAGGCAUUUGCAAAGAUUAGACGGAAGCACUCGAUGGCCAAUUGCCACCCACUUCUCAGAGACCCUUCGUGGUUUGGCAACCCUGAGAGCUUCCAAACAAGAGAAUCGUUUCAUGCAGCAAGCUCUGAAGUGUUUGGACACAAAUACUAACGCUUUUCUACUUCUAAACUCGAGCAGUCGUUGGCUAGGCAUCGCUUUAGACUAUCUAGGCGCAGUGAUAGUGGUCACUGCAACUUUUGCUGCUUUAAUUUCCGCCGAGUUGUACCCAGACCGUGUAACGCCUGCUUUGGUCGGCCUGGCGAUUAAUUACACGCUUCUAGUGCCAAUUUACUUAAAUUGGGUGGUGAAAUUCACAGCCGAGAUUGAGAUGUACCUGGGUAGUGUGGCUCGAAUCUCGGUGUACAGAUACGCUCCUGUUGAAGAUUAUCAUCAAGAAGGUCUCCGUGUAUUUGAAAAUUGGCCCACUAAAGGUGAAAUCAUUUUCGAUAAUGUAUCUUUGAGAUACGAUUCACAGACAGAGUCGGUAAUCUCAAAUUUAUCAUUAAUGAUUCCAGCAGGUCAGAAGAUUGGUAUAUGUGGAAGAACCGGAAGUGGAAAGUCCUCCACAGCAAUGGCACUGUUUCGAUUAUUAGAAAUCACGCAAGGUCGUAUUAUGAUCGAUGGAAUUGACACUCGUCAAGUAUCAUUAAGGAUACUUCGUUCACGAUUGUCAGUAAUUCCUCAGGAUGUGAUUAUGUUCAGUGGUACCAUCAGGAAGAAUUUGGAUCCCCUAUCGGAACACGAAGAUGGUGAAUUGUGGGAGGCUUUGGAAGUAGCCCAGAUCAAGGACGUCGUAGCUUCUCAUCCUGAAGGACUCGAUUUCGAGGUGCGAGAGGGAGGGGAAAACUUCUCUUCCGGUCAGCUUCAGCUACUCUGCAUGGCCCGCGCUGUUCUCCGGAAGUCCUCGAUCGUCGUUCUCGAUGAAUCAACUAGUGCACUUGACUCUGCUACCGAAAAGAGCCUCUUGAAAGCAGUUUCCACCGCCUUCAAGAAUAAAACAGUGAUCGUUAUCGCGCAUCGAGUAGCGGCGUUAUUGGAAUGCGAUCGGGUGAUCGUUUUCCACGAGGGCAAAAUCGUCCAGGAUGGUUCACCGAUGGAUCUAUCUCAACAGCAAACUGGAUUUUUCGCAAAUAUGUUGAAAUUUAACGAAGAAAAUGAUGAGAUGGCUGAUUAAGAAAUAAUGAAGUUGUUAUUGAAAGACUGAAACAAUUGAAUGUCUCUGAAGUGCUAUAUUUAUUUUUUAUACUGACGAUAAAUGUAGAUUAAAUAAGAUGAUAAAUUCUUAAAUUAUUUUUAUAAAAGGUGAAAGUAAAAUAAUUGUUGAUAAAUCGUAAGUAUAUCUCAUAACAAAUCAACCAGAAAUCGUCAAUAACGAACAGAGGUUCGAAGAAACUGUUUUGAAUUUAUAAUUGAACAUUGAAUUUAUAAUUAGUCGUUACGAUUAUGAAGUCGAUAGUAAAGUUACUGACACACAUAUGUCAUAA